Synchytrium microbalum is the source of this 2127-nucleotide messenger RNA. RefSeq lists its product as uncharacterized. Lineage: Eukaryota; Fungi; Chytridiomycota; Chytridiomycetes; Synchytriales; Synchytriaceae. Bases 1 to 2127 code for a protein of 708 amino acids. The record is from RefSeq and is a predicted model, not a curated record. The transcript is spliced from 7 exons. Gene Ontology annotation, molecular function: damaged DNA binding; 5'-3' DNA exonuclease activity. Gene Ontology annotation, biological process: double-strand break repair via nonhomologous end joining; interstrand cross-link repair; protection from non-homologous end joining at telomere.
AUGAUUGGCGGCGGAAAGACGUUGACCUCGUUUGGAGGCCAAAUCCUUGAAUAUCCCAACAUCUUCAUCGACAAUUUCAGGCCAUUACGAUUGAAAAAAUUUCGAAACAUUAAACCAACGUGUUUCUUGUCUCAUGCUCAUAAAGACCAUAUACACGGACUCAGCGAGGACACAUGGCGUCAUACCAUCUAUUGCUCUUCUGUUACAAUGCAGCUGAUGAUUCGUUUGGGAUAUCAUCAUUUGAAAGACUACUUGAAGCCGUUAGAGAUUGAGAUACGACACCCGAUUAAACUGGCAAGUCAUGAAACAGUCUAUGUAACUCUUCUACCAGCAAAUCAUUGUCUUGGCAGUGUCCAAUUCCUAAUCGAAGGACCAUUUGGCAAUAUUCUGUACACCGGAGAUGCACGAUAUGAACCAUGGUUUCUAGAUGUCAUGAAGAAAUCUAAAAUCAUUACUCAAUCACUCAAGGAGAAGCCGAUUACGACCGUGUAUUUGGAUACGACAUUUGCUGAUGUUUCCAAGACAAAAUUUCCAAGUAAAAAGGAAUCAGUCAAGACAAUCAUAGACAUUAUAAAAUCAACUCCAAAAGACGCUCGAAUCUUUUUGGAAUUCACAAUGUUGGGAGUUGAAGAGGUCUUGUUGGGUGUUGCUAAACAUUUCAAUACCAAGAUCUACGUCAAGCCUUAUCGGUAUAGAAAGUUUGAAUCUCUCAGAAAUUGUGAUCAGAAUUCAGCUAAUCUUGAAACUUUGGACAUUGCGUCGUAUUUAACCACGGAUCCGCAUUCGACCAGGUUUCACAACUGUGGCGGUAUCAGGAAACGUUGUCGUGAUUGUCGAGCUAUAGCUGCCACCACACAAGUUCUGAUGAUUAGACCGUCUACGCAAAGAUGGGUGCGUUCUUGGGCAGGAAAGGAUAAGAGCUGGCAAGGUCUUGAUUAUGCUGUUGCUUCUGACACAAUUGCAAGAGUUUUGUUUUCAAUGCAUUCGUCUCUGGAUGAAUUGAAGUCGUUCAUUGAAUGGAUUAGACCAGAACGUAUACAUCCAACCGUUGUCGAAGAGAUUCCAAACAGAGCGGAAAUCCUUCGACAUUUUAAACCAUAUUUACUAAAUCCGAAAGACGAUUCUAAACGAGACGAUAUUCCUGGUAGUAGUUUGGAGACGAUUGUUGAUGAAGGUCGUGGUGAGGUUCUAACCUCAGAUGAUGGGGAUGAGAAUGUUGUUUAUUUAGAAAGCAAGGAUUUGCAACCUCCAGCUAUAGCACUUCGACAUUCGAGUCUACAAGAAACUAAUGUUGGCAAUGUCGAGUCACGUAGAUUGUCAAUAUCGUCGAUCGUUAGUGAGGAAAGUGAGAUUAAUUGGAGCACUGAUGAGGAGGAGGAGGGUGAAGUGGUAGCUGCUGCUGAUCAUGCUAGAGAUGGAAAUGGUGGUAACCGCGUAGACAUUGAUCCUAAUUCAAGGUCACUAUCACCUGCUGUAUCGGAUAGCGAUGAUGAUGAAGAUCAAGAUGAAGACGCGUUUCGUCGUCCUACACGUAAACGGCCUAUAACUCCACCACCACGGAAAAUAGUACAGCCUACCGUCUUGAAAUCACCUACACGACUUGUAAAAUCUGCUAGUACACCUGUUAUAAGUCCUCGAGUAUCGCACACAGGCCGUAAUCAGAUCUUGUUUAUGUCAUCUGUAAGGAAGCCGAAUAUAGAACCAAUGCCAUUGAAUAGCAGUAUUGUAAUCAAGGACACCGCACAAACCGAAUUAGCUUCACCAGCAGCACCACCUGCAAGUGUGAAAAAACCACAGCUAUUGUCACCAUCACGUUUGAAUCGAUCACAAACUACACCGGUAAUAACAUCAACAGCACCAAGUAUCAACAAGAAAUCAUCCACAUCGGCAGCCAAACGUAAACCAGGGUUGAGUGAUUUCAUAAUGAAGGAUAUUGCAAAGAAACGAAACAAGGCAACUAUCAGCAACGACAACAAGAAUGUGAAUAGCAAGACGGAGGAAAAAGCGUUAAUUGCGAUUGAUGACGAUGACGCCGAUGAUGUUGUGAUUACGUCGUCUUGGUCUAGAGUCUCUGUUGGUUCGACAAAGGGAGGGAUUGUAGAUAAGGAGGUUAUAGAAAUAGAUUGA